Messenger RNA from Aureobasidium vineae, 189 nucleotides. NCBI's taxonomy places the organism in Eukaryota, Fungi, Ascomycota, Dothideomycetes, Dothideales, Saccotheciaceae. The record is from the annotation of a GenBank genome assembly.
AUGGCUGAAGGCAUCGACUUGGUCUCGGCCAUGAUCACCAGAUACGCGGUGGUGGAGAGCUUGUACUUGCUUGAAGACUCUUCGCUGAGAGGACAACUCACCGAUAGUAUAACCAAGCUCUACGUGGCGAUUCUGAAGUAUCUAGGCAUCGCAAAUGCCUACUACAACAAAAGCACUGCGAGUGAGUGA